Batrachochytrium dendrobatidis JAM81 is the source of this 3630-nucleotide messenger RNA. RefSeq lists its product as uncharacterized. The transcript has 6 exons. Lineage: Eukaryota; Fungi; Chytridiomycota; Chytridiomycetes; Rhizophydiales. The record is from RefSeq and is a predicted model, not a curated record. Bases 1 to 3630 code for a protein of 1209 amino acids.
AUGGAUAAAGAAACGGACAUUGAAAGUGUUGCUACAGCGAGCAGUCAUUCACAGUCAUUCAACUCGCAUACUUCUGCUGCUAGUGCUGCUGCUCGUCUUAAAAGACCUUCCAUUUCCCCAGCAAUCACUGCUCAAACCAUUGAUGCGAGCUCAUCCACGCCCACUAUUCAGUUGUAUAAUAAUAAACUGUUGCAUCCACCCAGCAUUACACCAUUGAAUCCACUUAGAGCCAGAGCCAUGUCUUCUUCUGGUCAUAGUUUAAACUCGAAAGCAAUUCCUCAGAGGCGACAGCAGCACUUGCAACGACCACAAUCUGAACUGAUUUUACAAUUUCCGCAUCAACCACACGAAGCAUCUGCUGGUCAUACUGGAUCUGCUGUUGAUAAUGUGGAUAACACUCGUUCUAGAAGUAAAACUGAUCCUCCCUUUCGCUCACUGGGUGAUAUUCUUGGAUCAGUUUCGGAUAGCGAUCCUCAACUCAUCCACCACAUGAUGGCUACUAUUGCUGUUUCUCCUAAUUUAUCCCAUUUGACCAAUUCACAUGAAAAUAUUAUGCAUUCAUCUACUUCUGCUCCAGCUCUUCUCAGUGCUCACGAUCCAACCCGUUUGCAAUCAUUACGGAGUCAAACGCUUGUGGAUCCCGCAUCUGGUACGCAUGCUUCAGCUGAUUCGAUUCAUCUUCGAUCCAAUACAAAUUUGAGUUCAAAUCCAAGACGACCCAAAGGAAAUAUGUAUUCAAGAUCUCGUUCUUCUGUACGGGUUCCUUCUCCAAAUUUAUCCUUACGUGCUGAUACAUCCGCAUUGAUUCCAACCAUAACCAAUACAUCUGUUCCACGAUCAUCAAUUAUAGGUCGCUCACGAUCAUCAUCUAGGCAGAACUCGGGUGGAAAGGAAACGGCACUCAAUCCAACUGUGUCGCAUAUAUUGGACAGAUUAGCUAUACAGGCAAAUACAUUGACAUCUUCAUCAACUGUCGCAUCGGGUCAGCCAUCCGAAAUAAGUGCAAUUCGAGGUGUUUCAAAACAAACUUUGGCAAGACUGGAUCAUAUGCGUGAUGAAAUAUCUGAUCGAUAUCGAUUGAUUUUCAGUGCUUGUACUUUGUCACAUACUUCAGUCUAUGCACAUUCUACGCAUGCUUCCGAUUCCACUGCUUCUGUUUUGGAUUCAGCAGCACAUGCUGAAAAAGGCUAUAAUCCUCUCAAGGUUAUCCGAUGGCGUCGGUCUAAAUGGAAACAAGCUGUCUUGGAAAGUACUUCUCCUGGAUUUUCUAAUGAUCAACCUACCCAAUCCGUCAUGGGCGUAAAACAAUCUUCUGUAACGUCCAACUGGCUGGUAACAAAUGAUGAACUGGCAGAAUAUCUCGUGUCUUCUAAAUUCAACAAUGAUUCUGGAAAUAGAGGACUAAUGCUAGUAGAUGAUCCAGAAACCCUCGAGUUGGGAAACAAUCUCUUGAUGGAGUUUCUAUCCAAUACAAGUCCUACUGCUCCGCUUUCGGCUUCUACUUACUCUGCUAAACCAUCGUUUGCAAGUAGAAAUAAUAGUAUCAUGUUGCCUAGUGAGCCACAGUCAACCCAUACAUCGCCUGCGAGGAAUUCUAUUUUGCAUCCGCCGGAUAUUACAUACCCUUUGGCAUCUCGUCCAUCUGGCAAUGGAGAGUUACCAGCUGUUGAUAUUCUAAUAUCUACAACCAAAAAUUCAACUGAUUCUCUGCCAAUACAACCAAGUCCUGUUCUACUAGAAUCAAAUCUGCUACUUCCAAGCGAUUGUAAUACAAGACCUUUAUCCACAGCCAGCAGCAGUUUUACUCAGCCUGAAUUAUUAAAAAUAGACUCGGUAACACCGUGGGAGUUACAACAGCCGCCGUCAUUGGCACAACAGCAGAUCCAGCCUGCAACUGUUGCGGUGCAGGCAAAGAGUGAUGCAGGAGGAAAGCAUUCGAGAGUGUCAAGUUUCCGCGGUGUACCAGACUGGUUAACCUCUGGAUUAAGAUCUGUUGGAUCAUCUGCUCAUCCGCUUUCUGGUGGUGUGAAUGCAUCGAUAGAAAAGCAUCGACGUGCUGAAUCCACCUCUAGUCAGCGUCUUAAUGCCAUCAUGAUGGAUAAACCUUUGGAUGCGCCUAGCCCGACUACCAGUGCACAUGGGUCAAGUGGGAGAAGAUUAAGAAGGCUUGGUCAGCCACGUGCAGGUCAAGACAUGACUGCUAAUGAAGGGGAUGCUGGCGGUUCAAUAUUUGAUGGGUUGAGUUUAAGUAGUGGCAGUCAGAAUGGUACUAAACGCGGAGGUCAUCGGAGAUAUGCUUCUUUGGCUGGUGGGAAUUUGAAUUCAAAAGCUUUGGAAGAUGGAUCGGCAUUUAAAUUAGAAGCAUGGGAUGUGUCUAAAUCUGCACAAUCUUCAUCGUUUAAUGGUCGCGUACUGAGUGAUCAUCAGUUACGUCCUGCAAAAUUGUCACAAUCCAUGUUGAUUUAUUCUGCAUCCAAGCGACUUCAGCCCAAUGUGUCACUUGUGAAAUCACGUUUACAUAUAAAUAAGCGGCCUGAUUUAAUUCGGCGCUUGCCUAUGUUUAAAGGAGAACAACUUUUGAUUGACAAAUUCCAAUCUGUACUGGAAGCAUCCAAAAAGGACAUUUUAUCAAGCAAGGGGUUUUCACAGCAUAUCAAGGAGCUUGUCAAGACUCAAAAAGAAUUGAUGGAGUCGAUUCGUGUCAUGAAUCCAUCAUAUGAUUCUAAACCCGAUGUUGGUAAAACCACUCAAUCACCGCUGAGUGUAUCGAUAUUAAAGCUGGGCACAUUUGAAUCGACACUAGAAGCAUGUACACGGAUGAGAAUGUACAUUCAAAAAAAUCUUUCAUAUGCCGAACACAAUCGAUCUCAAUAUCUCAAGAUGGACAUCAAACUAUCUAGUUUACAGCAACGUGUUGAAAGAGAAUCGCUGCGUUUGGUGACGAUCAGCAGCAAUCAUUCUGGAUUGGUGACUGAAGGAAUGCGGCAUCAAGCAAACGGCAAUCGAUAUAAUAAAUCAGCCACAUUGCAUUCGACAACAUCAAGCUCAAAACCCAAAGCAGGCAUGCCUACUGUCAAUGGAUCCACACCAUUGGAUAGAACUGAUGUGCAGGUAAAAAAACAUCACAGUAGCUUAUUAGCGGCUGUACGUGGUAGCAAAAGUCAAGAUUUAAGCGAUGAAUCAAGUGAUUCAUGCUCGAAUGCCUCUGAUUCGCAACACUUUGGCGUCAAAGAUGGCAUUGAAUAUACCCAAGGUUCGCAUCGUAUGAAUCAUCACAAAGGCUCACUUGGUGGAAUAGGAGCUACCGGUAGUAAUGGAUCGGGCAUACAUCUUUCGUGGCAAACACAGUUGGGAUAUGCACUGUUUGCAUAUGUGUUGAAUAUUUUGGCUUUUAUAUUCUGGGGUGUUUAUAUGCUAUGGCGAGCUGUAACCAUGGUGUUUUGUUGUGGAUGGUGUAAUCGGAAUCGGCACAACAACGGUCCACAAACAACAGGAAAAACUACAAGUUCUACUGCCUCGACUGUUCCCAGUGCAAAUAAGAAAUUCAAUCGGAACUCUGCGCGUAGAGCAUCGUUGACAACAUCAACUCCAGUCAAGACACCACGUAUAGUAGAAUCGACUCCACAAUGA